This is a messenger RNA of Chanos chanos (milkfish), 987 nucleotides long. RefSeq names its product ankyrin repeat domain 1b (cardiac muscle) (gene ankrd1b). Gene Ontology annotation, cellular component: nucleus. Lineage: Eukaryota; Metazoa; Chordata; Actinopteri; Gonorynchiformes; Chanidae. The transcript is spliced from 10 exons. The record is from RefSeq and is a predicted model, not a curated record. Gene Ontology annotation, molecular function: RNA polymerase II-specific DNA-binding transcription factor binding. The coding region runs from base 1 to 987 and encodes 328 amino acids. Gene Ontology annotation, biological process: regulation of transcription by RNA polymerase II.
AUGGAAAUAGAAAGAUCAGACAUGACUAUGUCACUGCAGGAACAGCGUUUAUGGGACUUCUAUUCGGAUGAUGAGGGUGAAAUGAACAUCACUGAGGUUACUGGCAAUAGAUGUGGGAUCAAGGAGCCAGAAGAUGCCCUGCGGAAGGAUUAUUCAGCAGGAGAGUAUGAGACGUCAGUCAGCCAAGAGAAACAAGAUGACCUCAGAUCAAUCAACGCAAGCUUCAUUCAAGUACGACAAGGCAUCAACGGAAAUGUUUGUACAUUUAAAUUGCAGACAGAAAAAGCUGACCACUGGAAACAAGAGACUAUGAACGAGCUUCAAAAACUUUUGGAGUUAAAGCAGAAGAGGAAAGCUAGGAGAACACAAGUGCCCAAGAUACAACCGGUUCCUGAAACUGAUCCUGAUUUUGUGGAUGAAGAUGAUUUCCUGGCAGCAGCAACAGAUAACAAAUUGCCAUUGAUUGAAAAAUAUCUCGCCAGAGGUGCAGAUCCCAACGCAUGCGAUAAUUUCAACCGUAAUGCUCUUCACAGAGCUUGUUCAAAAGGCAACGUGGAAAUUGUGAAGAGGUUACUGGAGGCUGGAGCCAUGAUUGAAAAUAAGGACAAGCUUGAUGCCACUGCUGUUCACUGGGCCUGUCGAGGGGGAAGUUUACCAGUGCUAGAACUGCUGCUUAACCAAAAUGGAAAACUUACUUCAAGAGACAAGCUAAACAGCACUCCUCUGCAUGUGGCCGUGAGAACGGGACACUACGAAUGUGCCGAAUAUCUUAUCCACUGCGGCGCAGACAUCAAUGCCAAAGACAGGGAAGGGGAUACUCCGAUGCAUGAUGCAGUCAGACUCAACAGAUUCAAGUUUAUUGAACUACUUCUGCUGCACGGAGCAAAUCUGAAACUAAAGAAUUGUGAAGGGAAGUCACCAAUGGACUAUGUUCUCGAGUGGCAGAACGGUGCUAAAACCAUCUUGGACAAUCUCAAGGUCAAGUAA